CUCUCUCCUCCAACAAAAAAUUAAUUUUACAUACCAUCACACCAAACAACUGCUCCCUUAAUUAUUUUUUCAUCUCUUCAACUCAAAACUCCCACAUCAUCAUUUGUUUGCUAUUUCCUCUAUUUCAAUCUUACAAAAACACAUCCAAAAUCACAGAAAUGGAGGCUAAUCAGCAAUACCAAAACGGAUCAUCAGAAAUGGACCUUUGCAUUGGAGGAAAGCCUAUUCAGGCUGACCCAUUGAACUGGGGAAAGGCGGCCGAAGCGAUCACCGGUAGCCACCUUGAUGAAGUGAAGAAGAUGGUUGCGGAGUAUCGAAACCCGGCUAUUCGUCUAGGAGGAGAAACACUUACAGUGGCUCAAGUAGCGGCCGUAGCAGCCGCCACUGGACCUCAUGAGGCAGCCGUGGAGCUAGCUGAAUCUGCUAGAGCCGGAGUUAAGGCUAGUAGUGAUUGGGUGAUGGAUAGCAUGAAUAAAGGAACUGAUAGCUAUGGUGUUACUACUGGUUUUGGUGCUACUUCUCAUCGUAGAACUAAACAAGGUGGUGCCCUUCAAAAGGAGCUUAUUAGAUUUUUGAAUGCUGGAGUAUUCGGCAAUGGAACAGAAUCAAGCCACACACUGCCUCACACAGCAACAAGGGCAGCUAUGCUUGUGAGAAUCAACACUCUUCUUCAAGGUUACUCCGGUAUCCGUUUCGAGAUUUUGGAAGCAAUCACUGGACUCCUCAACAACAACAUCACUCCUUGUCUUCCCCUUCGUGGAACUAUCACUGCCUCAGGGGACCUUGUACCACUGUCUUACAUUGCAGGUCUACUAACAGGCAGGCCUAACUCCAAGGCCGUAGGCCCUAAUGGUGAGGUCCUUAACGCGGAACAGGCCUUCAAGGCUGCUCAAAUCAGCUCCGGCUUUUUCGAGCUUCAGCCUAAGGAAGGUCUCGCAUUGGUAAAUGGUACUGCAGUAGGUUCAGGGAUGGCAUCCAUUGUCUUGUUUGAAACCAACAUUCUCGCGGUGCUGGCAGAGGUUAUCUCAGCUGUCUUUGCUGAAGUGAUGAAUGGAAAGCCUGAGUUCACAGAUCACUUGACCCACAAAUUGAAGCAUCACCCAGGACAGAUUGAGGCUGCAGCCAUUAUGGAACACAUAUUAGAUGGUAGCUCAUACAUGAAAGCUGCUAAGGCACUACACGAGUUGGACCCAUUGCAGAAGCCAAAACAGGAUAGAUAUGCUUUGAGGACAUCACCUCAAUGGCUAGGCCCUCAAAUUGAGGUCAUCCGUUUUGCCACAAAGUCCAUUGAGCGCGAGAUCAACUCUGUUAAUGACAACCCACUUAUUGAUGUAUCACGUAACAAGGCCCUGCACGGUGGAAAUUUCCAGGGUACCCCUAUUGGUGUUUCCAUGGACAACGCAAGGUUGGCUAUCGCGGCCAUUGGAAAGUUGUUGUUUGCUCAGUUCUCUGAGCUAGUCAAUGACUAUUACAACAAUGGCCUUCCAUCAAACCUUACAGCAAGCAGGGACCCCAGCUUGGACUAUGGGUUCAAGGGCGCGGAAAUUGCAAUGGCUUCUUACUGUUCCGAGCUUCAGUUUUUGGGUAACCCAGUUACAAACCAUGUCCAAAGCGCAGAGCAGCAUAACCAGGAUGUGAACUCCUUGGGUUUGAUCUCAGCCCGUAAGACAGCUGAGGCAGUGGAUAUCCUGAAACUGAUGUCAUCCACUUUCUUAGUGGCACUAUGCCAAGCUAUUGAUCUGAGGCAUUUGGAGGAGAAUGUGAAACAUGCAGUGAAAAACACUGUCAGUCAGGUGUGCAGAAGGGUCCUGAUCACUGGUUCCAAUGGCGAGCUCCACCCAGGAAGAUUCUGUGAGAAAGAGCUUAUCAGAGUUGUAGAAAGAGAAUAUGUGUUUGCUUAUGCUGAUGAUCCUUGCAGUGUCACUUACCCUCUGAUGCAGAAACUCAGACAAGUGCUUGUUGAUCAGGCCUUGGCUAAUGGUGAUAGUGAGAAGAAUGUGAGCACUUCGAUUUUCCAGAAGAUCGGAGCCUUCGAGGAGGAGCUCAAGGCACGCCUGCCUAAGGAAGUAGAGGCUGCACGCGCUGCCUACGAGAGUGGUAACUCCGUUAUCCCAAACAGGAUUAAGGAGUGCAGGUCUUACCCUGUGUACAAGUUUAUUAGGGAGGAGCUGAACACCAACUUGCUUACUGGAGAGAAAGUGAUAUCUCCAGGAGAGGAAAUUGACAAAGUGUUCACUGCAAUAUGCCAGGGAAAGAUUAUUGAUCCUCUUCUCGAUUGUCUUAAGGAGUGGAAUGGUGCUCCUCUGCCUAUCUGUUAAUAUAAGCUCAAAUGAGAUAUACUACCACGUUAAUUAUCAUGUACUAUUUGUUUUGUUUUGUUAUAACCUAAUGUUCAAAGAUUUAUUUUGUAUUGUCAUGGCUUUUAGAGUAAAGAACAACUUUUGUUUUUUUUUUUACUCCUUUUGUAAUGUUAAAAUGUAAUAAUUAUAUGUUAAUUACUUGUUAUUGAACCUGCAAAGUUACCAAGAAAUAAAAUGGCAACUCUUUAUUCUUUUCAA
This is a messenger RNA of Beta vulgaris subsp. vulgaris (sugar beet), 2558 nucleotides long. RefSeq names its product phenylalanine ammonia-lyase. Gene Ontology annotation, biological process: L-phenylalanine catabolic process. Lineage: Eukaryota; Viridiplantae; Streptophyta; Magnoliopsida; Caryophyllales; Amaranthaceae. The record is from RefSeq and is a predicted model, not a curated record. The transcript has 2 exons. Gene Ontology annotation, molecular function: ammonia-lyase activity. Gene Ontology annotation, cellular component: cytoplasm. Bases 159 to 2318 code for a protein of 719 amino acids.